This is a messenger RNA of Betta splendens (Siamese fighting fish), 10964 nucleotides long. RefSeq names its product collagen, type VII, alpha 1 (gene col7a1). Lineage: Eukaryota; Metazoa; Chordata; Actinopteri; Anabantiformes; Osphronemidae. The coding region runs from base 287 to 9520 and encodes 3077 amino acids. The record is from RefSeq and is a predicted model, not a curated record. The transcript has 119 exons. Gene Ontology annotation, molecular function: protein binding; serine-type endopeptidase inhibitor activity.
GCAAUCCGAACAAGUCCGGACUGUUGCUCGCGCGCUGCCUACGCCGCACGAGGCAGCCUGAGGAGUCAGAAAUAGCUCGCGCAGUGCUGACGCUCUCCUGCAGGGACUUCAAUUACUGACUCGGCUGUGGGUGCGCGCCGCGGAGCUGCCCCGCUCUUCAUGAAGCCGCGGCAUCGGACGUCGCAGACCGCGAACGCCGGCGCACCGGGGGCCGAGGGCACGUGGCAGGCGCAAAGGUGCGCAGCGGCAGGCGGGCGCACGGAGCGGAGACCCGCAGGUUGUGAAGAUGUGGAGCUCAGUGUUCAGUGUGGCAGUGCUGCUCCUCCUCAUUAAACAGGCUGAAACUCAGGGCAAAUGUAAUAACGUCCAAGCGGCGGACAUCGUCUUCCUGGUCGAUGGCUCUUCCAGUAUCGGCCGAGUCAACUUCUUACAAGUGAAGGGCUUCAUGGCUGGAAUCGUCAAGCCCUUCGCCGGCUCUGUCAGCGAGUCAGGGAUACGCUUUGGGGCCAUACAGUACAGUGACACCUCCAGGGUGGAGUUUACCUUCACCACCUACCUGAACGGCACCGAGCUGGUGAACGCUGUGCAGAACCUCAACUACAAGGGAGGAAACACACGCACCGGCGCCGGGCUCAAGUUUGUGUCCGACAACUUCUUCAACCCUGCGUCCGGUCGCGACGUACCCAAGAUCACCAUCCUGAUCACGGACGGGAAGUCGCAGGACAGCGUGAAGGAGCCUGCGCAGAGGCUGCGCAGUCAAGGGGUUCACGUGUUUGCUGUUGGUGUAAAGAGCGCCGACAGAAACGAACUGGCUCAGAUCUCCUCCCAGCCCAGCAGGGAUUUCACCUCCUUUGUCGGGGACUUUAAGCUGCUGGGCACGCUUCUUCCUCUGGUGGCCCCCAGGGUGUGCACCAAGGCUGGGGGCGUCUAUGCCAGUGACGAGGCGUUCACCGGCCCGUCCAGCAUUCAGUUCGCCGCACAGACGUCCGACUCGCUGGCGUUCCGCUGGAGUCCAGCAGGGGGCCCCGUGAGCGGCUACGUGGUCCAGUACGUGCCGCUGUCUGGCCUGGGUCAGCCCAUCACAGCAGAGCUGCGUCAGGAGACCGUGCCUGCGGGCCAGAGGACCUUCACAGCCCAGGACCUGAGGUCGGGGACCGACUACCUGGUGACCGUCAUCGCCCAGUACCCCAACAGCGUGGGCGAGUCCACGUCCGCCAAGCAGCGCACAAGGUCUCUGCCCGGCGUCUCCAGCCUGCGUCUGACACAGGCCGGCUUCUUCUCGCUGUCGCUGGGCUGGGAUCGGCCCUCUUCCCCCAUCCAGGGCUACAGGCUAACCUACGGGCCACGAGGUCAGCCGGCGCCUCAGCUGCUGGAGCGGUCGCUGUCUGCAGACUCCACGUCGGUCACCGUGGAGUCGCUGCGGCCGGACACCGAGUACGUGAUCAGCCUCUACCCCCUGUUCCCCCGAAACGCCGCCUCGCCGUCCGUCCUCAACGCCCGCACACUGCGACUGGAGGCGGUGCAGCAGCUGUCGGUGGAGACCGAGUCCGAGGACAGAGUGCGGCUGCGCUGGAGGGGCGUCGGCGGGGCGCGGGCCUACCGCCUGGUGUGGGGACCCUUCACAGGUCGAAACGUUGAGACUGUGGAGGUUCCUGGUGACAGAGACUUUUAUACGUUGUCGAGACUGCAGCCAGAUGUUGAGUACAUCGUCACUAUUAUCCCAAUAUAUGAGGGAAACGCCGAGGGCCCCGGGGCCCCAGCCAGGUUUAAGAUAGAGAGUCAGGAGCAGCAGGUCCUCCAAACAGCAACCACAGGUCCCUCCUCUAUUCAACUCACCUGGAGAAUCAUUCAGUCUUCUCAGGGCUACCGCCUGGAGUGGAAGGAGGGCGAAGGAGGCCGUGUCCAGAGCUCAUCCUUUCCCAGAAGCACCAGCAGCUAUGAGCUGACGGGCCUCCGACCCAACACAGAAUAUAUCAUCACUCUGUACACACUGUAUGAAGGUCGUGAGGAGGCCACACCUGUCUCCACCACACCCAUAGUGGAGCAGCCAGUGGGGAGGGUGUCCAACCUCAGAGUGGUGGAGUCUCUGGGCAGCACCGUGAGGAUCGGCUGGACGGGUGUAGCUGGUGCUACGCAGUAUCGCGUCGUUAUCCUCAACGAAGAGGCGGCAACAGAGGACUUCAGGAUCAUCCCCGGAAACCAGACGACCCUGGACCUCAAGGACCUGACCGCCGGCGUCUCUUACGGCGUCACUGUCACGGCGCUGGUGGGAGAAAACAAAGGCGACCCAGUCACCGUUUACAUCAGACCGGAGCAAUCCAGAGUGACUAAUCUGAGAGUGACAAAUGCAAACAGUCGGAGAAUUCGCAUUGCCUGGACAGGUGUUACCGGGGCAACCGGGUACCUUGUUACGUGGAGACAGGGCAGCAGAGCGGAGCAGUCGCGUGUUCUGCCGCCAGAAGCCACGGCCUUCACUAUAGAUGGCCUGCAGCCCGACGAGGCGCUGGUAACCGGCGUCGCGGUGGUUGUCGGUCAGAGGACCGGAGAAGCGGUGACGCUGUCGGCUCGGACGAAUCCCACCACCGGGUCAGUGUCCGGACUUCGCAUCGUUGACGUCACGUCGCAGACUGUCCGCAUUUCGUGGUCACCUUCCCUCAGGGCAACGGGCUAUAAGAUCACCUGGCGGAGCGAUGAUGGAGUUGAAACAACCAGAAAUGUGGCUGCUGGGGUAACGUCCUUCACCAUCGAUGGACUGAAGCCAGAUUUAAGCUACAGCGUGUUUGUGUCUGCGCUGAGCAACUCUCUGGAGGGAACCGCCUCCGUCCUGAACGUCAGAACAGGCCCCGAUCAGUCUGUGGUCGGGACUGUGACAUCACUGCAAGUCCAGGAGGCCCGUGGAGAGGUGGUACGGGUCACUUGGGUCGGUGUGCAGAGAGCAACGUCCUAUCGUGUGUCUUGGAAGAAGACGGACGGUGGUGAGGAGAGAAGCCAGGUGGUCGGGGGAGAUGUGACCGCGGUGGAUUUAGACCAGCUGGACCCUGGAGCUCAGUACGAGGUGCAGGUCAUGGCUUUGGUGCAGAACCGAGAGGGAAGCCCAGUGUCUGUCAGGGUCACUACACCUGGCAUCUACAGCACCCCUGCCCCACUGCCCACCACCACAAUAAGAGUGACGGAGGUUACCCAGAAUUCUGUUCAGCUGAGCUGGACCCCACUAGCUAGUGCCAGAGGUUAUAUCCUUCGCUGGAGAGACGAGAGAGACACUGGUCCAGGAUACUCGGUCUCGCUGGCAGCCUCCUCCAGCUCCUACCAGGUGACCGGGCUGCGUCUGGGCCGUCGGUAUCGCUUCAGCAUCCAGCCCAGCUUUGCGAGCGGACUGGGAACAGGGAGCUCUGUGAUGGAACACCCUGUGUGCGUGGGCGGGCGUCUGGAUGUGGUGUUUCUGGUCCCUGCAUCGACUGAUCGCAUUAGACUCGCCAGGCCUUUACGCGAUCUCGUCACAAGUGCGGCAUGGUCGCUGAACACCAUUGGGCCCCGCGACUCCCAGGUGGCUGUUGUCGUGUACAGCUACAGACCUAAAAGAUGGUUCCCGCUUAAUCACCACGAAAGGUCUGAGACGCUGCUGGAGGAGAUCCAGUCCAUGCCCUUCGAUGAAAGCCCAGGGAACAACAUUGGCGAGGCGCUGACUUUCACCACCCAGUACCUGCUCACCUCCUUGGCUGGACGGAGACCCAGUGUCCCUGGUGCUGUUGUUGUCAUCGCUGACAAGAAAACAGCUGACAACCUCACUCUCCCUGUCAUCAAUCUCAGAGCUACAGGUGUGACCGUGCUAGCAGUGGGGAUUGACCAGGCAGAUACUGAACAGUUGCGUCGGGUCGUGACAGAUGGUAGCACUCAGAACAUCCUGUACGUCCGUGAUGCAGCACAGUUGAACACGCUGCACACAGAUCUUGCAGACUUACUUUGUGGAAUUGCUAGAAUACCAGAGGUAACUCCAACUACUCAGUGCACCAUAAACUGCCCUCAGGGGGAGAAGGGAGAUCGUGGAGAGAAGGGCGAGAGGGGCAGAGAUGGAGCAGAUGGACGCAAGGGAGAACCUGGCCGUGAUGGUUUGCCUGGGAGGGAAGGUCCCAGAGGCCCUGAGGGGCGUCCUGGUCCACCCGGACAAAGCAUACCUGUUGGCCCCUCAGUGGGGCUGAAAGGAGAGAAAGGAGAGAGAGGUUUUCCUGGCCUUGAUGGAAAUUCAGGGCUGCCAGGACGUCCAGGUUCCCCUGGGAACACGGGCGUCCCAGGUUUACAGGGUCUGCCUGGUGUAAGAGGAAGCUCGGGCGACCCGGGUACACCAGGGCCAGAAGGACCAAAAGGAGAUAAAGGGGAAAGGGGUGAACCAGGUUCAAGUAUAGGUGGCAGUCUACCGGGAAGAAAAGGAGAACCGGGCCUACCAGGGAUAAACGGUACUCCAGGUCGGCCAGGCAUCGAUGGGGCUAAAGGGGCUUCUGGAAUUCCUGGGACCCCGGGUCAAGAUGGUCGCCCAGGGAUACCAGGUGCACCAGGACUGUCCAUCAAGGGAGAAAAGGGCAGCUCAGGGGAGAGGGGAGCUCCAGGAGUAGGCAGCGGGCUGGCUGUGAAGGGUGAGAAGGGCUCCCCGGGUAGCUCAGGACUUCCUGGAGCGCAAGGCCCUGUGGGGCCUUCAGGACCAAAGGGCGGAAAAGGAGACAAGGGUGAUAUUUCUGAAGGGUCCCCAGGGCCUCCUGGCAAGCAAGGAGAUCCUGGAGACAGGGGUCCCCGUGGGCCUCCAGGAGACAUAGGCAGCAAGGGUGACCGAGGCCAGACCGGUGAGGCUGGACUGAAGGGGGACAGAGGGGAGAGAGGACCACCUGGUGAAGCUGGGGAAAGAGGGGACCCAGGGAAGCCAGGCCUGCCAGCAACACCGGGGCUGAGAGGUUUACCAGGGCCUAGUGGACCGCCAGGAGAAAAGGGAAACGAUGGCACACGAGGGGAGCCUGGCAGGAGUGUGCCAGGUUUACCAGGAAAGAAAGGGGAACAGGGGGACCAGGGCGUACCCGGUCCCGAGGGGCUGAGGGGACAGAAAGGAGAGCCAGGCCAGAGAGGAGAGAAAGGAGAUUCAGCGUCAGGAGGCUCCGGUGUUGGACCCAAAGGAGAACCAGGAGACCGGGGACUUGCUGGUAUCAGUGGAAGGCCGGGUGCCAAGGGAGACGCCGGUGAACCAGGGGAGAGGGGGGAGAAUGGGCGCCCAGGAAUCCCAGGAAAGCCCGGCGUUCCUGGGAAAGAGGGUGAAAAGGGGGAGAAGGGUGAUGAAGGCACACCUGGGGAGUCUGGACUUCCAGGGAAGCCGGGAGAGAGAGGGCUCAGGGGACUGGCUGGUCAGCGCGGACAACCAGGGCUGAAGGGAGAAGCAGGGGACCCAGGAGAACAGGGGCAAAAUGGCGCCCCUGGACCCGCGGGGCCCAAAGGAGAGAGAGGAAGUCAGGGAGUUCAAGGACCUGCAGGACCACCAGGAAAAGUGGCGGACAUCCAAGGCCAACUGAAAGGAGAAAGAGGAGAUAAGGGUGAAGCUGGCGACCCUGGAGAACAUGGCGGCAAAGGUCAAAAAGGCGAAGCAGGGACUCCUGGACCCCCAGGCCUACUAGGUCCAGAGGGACAACGGGGACCUGCAGGCACAAGAGGUGACACAGGGGAGAGAGGAGCUCCUGGAGAGAAGGGAGAAAGAGGAGCCUCCGGGUUAGAUGGGCGUCCUGGUCAUGAUGGUAAACCAGGUGCUGCAGGGCCACCUGGUCAGAGGGGUGAUCCUGGGAAACAGGGGGAUCCUGGGAGAGAUGGUUUGUCAGGACUAAGAGGUGAACAAGGCCCCCCAGGCCCUAGUGGGCCACCAGGCACACCUGGAACAUCAGGAAAACCAGGUGAAGAUGGUAAACCUGGGACUCCUGGCAAAAUGGGCGAGGAGGGGUUGCCAGGUGAAGAUGGGAGAAAGGGUGACAAAGGAGAGGCAGGAGCAUCUGGAAGAGAUGGCCAUGAUGGACAGAAAGGAGAACGAGGUCCUUCUGGGCCAGUAGGCCCCUCUGGACCUCAAGGACCACCUGGAGUACCUGGCAGCAUUGGUCCUCCUGGACAGGUUGUGUAUGUAAAAGGAGUUGAAGCAGCACCAAUCCCAGGCCCACAGGGCCCCCCAGGAACCCCUGGUGUCCCUGGGAUACCAGGAACUGUGGGAGCCAGAGGAGAGAGAGGUCUUCCUGGCCUUAAAGGUGAAGCUGGAGACCCAGGAGAGGACGGGCUGCCUGGCAAACCUGGCACAGCUGUGGAUGUGCAAAAGGCUCUGGCUAGCAUGGGGAUUCAGAUGUCUGAUCUGAAGGUGGUUGUGGACAGGAGGGACAUAAGUCAAGCUCCUCCAGUGCAGAAGGGGGAGAGAGGUGAUAAGGGAGACAGGGGGGAAGCAGGACAGAGAGGACCAGCUGGUGCAGAUGGCGCUCGUGGUGUUUCAGGAGAGAGGGGCGCAAAAGGGGAACAAGGGGAACGAGGACCCAUAGGAUCAACUGGGCCUCCUGGAAGAGCCAUUGGAGAACGUGGACCAGAGGGACCCCCUGGACCUGCUGGAGAGCCUGGCAAGCCAGGAAUACCAGGUGUUCCUGGACGAGCUGGGGAGCUUGGAGAAGUUGGAAGACCAGGAGACAAGGGGGAGAGAGGAGAAAAAGGUGACAAGGGCGAAGCUGGUAAAAGUGGGCUAACAGGACCUGCUGGGCCACCAGGUCAAAAGGGACAAUCUGCUGAUUCAAUACUUGUCGGUGCACCCGGUGAAAGAGGGCUUCCAGGACUUGCAGGAUCAAAAGGAGAGCCUGGUGCUGCAGGGCUACCUGGACCUAAAGGAGACCGUGGUUUUGUGGGCCCUCAAGGUAACAAAGGAGAUAAAGGAGAGUCUGGAGAAAAAGGACGAGAUGGUUCAUCGGGAAUACCAGGAGAACCGGGCAAACCUGGUCAGGAUGGGAAGCCGGGCCCAACAGGGCCCGCUGGUCUUCAGGGCCAACCAGGGAACCCGGGAGAACCUGGCAUAAGAGGACCAACUGGCCCUAUGGGUCCCAACGGGCCUCCAGGUCAACCGGGCGUGAAGGGUAAUCAAGGAGAAACAGGCUUUGGUGUUCAGGGUCUCCCUGGUGCCCAGGGAAGCACGGGUCUGCCCGGACCACCAGGUCCUCCAGGAGCUGUAGGUCCACAGGGUCCCCCGGGACUGCCAGGGCAGGUGGGUGAAGCAGGAAAACCUGGAGUUCCUGGACGAGAUGGGGUGCCUGGAAAAGAAGGGAUACCUGGACUACCAGGAAAGCAGGGAGUUCCUGGACCUCCAGGACAACUUGGCCUAAAGGGGGAGCAGGGGGACAGUGGACCUCCGGGGAAGGCAGUGGCUGGACCACCUGGUCCCAAAGGAGAGAGGGGUCUUCCUGGUCAAACGCUGCCAGGUACAGUGGGAGAGCGAGGUCUGUCUGGGGACAAGGGUGACCGAGGGGACAAAGGCUCUGCUGGCACCAAAGGAGAGAGAGGAGUCGCUGGUGAACCCGGAGAGCCUGGAGAAGACGGUUCACAAGGACCUUCUGGACCAAAGGGAGAUAAGGGAGAGAAGGGUUUAGGAAUGGCAGGACCUCCUGGUCGGGAUGGACCUCAAGGUUUAAAGGGAGAUCCAGGCCUUCCAGGUCCAGCCGGCCCUCCGGGGCCACAGGGCAAGUCGGGUGAUGCUGGACAGCCUGGCGUUAGAGGAGAAAACGGCCAACCAGGAGCUCCAGGACCACCCGGGGAGCGGGGUCUUCCAGGUUUCGCAGGCCGUGCUGGAAAUGUUGGCGCUCCGGGUACACCUGGACCUCUAGGAGCAUCAGGCACUCCUGGAACAGACGGAGUUAAAGGAGACAAGGGGGAAGUCGGAGUAGGAAUUCCUGGUCCCAGAGGAGAGAGAGGAGAUCCAGGGCCUAGAGGCGAGGAGGGUCGAGCUGGCUCAGAUGGAGAGAGAGGGCCCACAGGUCCCCCGGGGAUUCGAGGCGCGCGGGGAGAGAAGGGAGACAUCGGCCUUCAAGGUGACAAAGGCGACAAGGGGGACACGGUGCUGGUGGGAGGACCUCCUGGAGAAAGAGGCAACAAAGGAGAAACGGGGGACAGAGGGCCCAAAGGUGUUCAGGGUGAAAAGGGUGUCAAAGGUCAAGAGGGACCUACAGGGGAGCCGGGUCUGAGGGGAGAACCGGGAGAAGGUGGAUCCACUGGUUUCCCAGGUGCUCGCGGCCCCGGUGGCCAGAAGGGAGAAGCGGGUCAACCAGGAGUACCUGGUGAAUCGGGGUUAUCAGGAAAAGAUGGGCUGCCAGGACGAAAGGGGGAGAAGGGAGAGAUUGGUAUUUUAGGACUGAGAGGAAUAAAGGGUGACAGGGGACCCAAAGGCGCUUGUGGAGGUGAUGGGCCCAAAGGAGAGAAGGGGAACGGUGGUAUUCCUGGACGAUCAGGCCUACCAGGAAGAAAAGGUGAACAGGGGGACAUUGGACCUCCUGGGGCCCCUGGCAUCCCUGGCAAAGAGGGGUUGGUGGGCCCCAAGGGUGACCGUGGAAUUGAUGGGAUUGCAGGACCCAAAGGAACUCAGGGAGAGAAAGGUGAAAGGGGCCCACCUGGUGUUCCUGGCCCUCCUGGUCCCAGAGGUGUAGAUGGGGCCUCUGGCCUGACUGGCCCCCAGGGACCAGCCGGUGCUAAAGGCCCUGAAGGUCUGCAAGGACAGAAGGGAGAGAGAGGUCCAGUUGGUCCUGCCACGGUCGGCCCUCGGGGCGUCCCAGGUAUUCCUGGAGAAAGGGGCGAACAGGGAGAGAUGGGCCCAGAUGGAGCCAAAGGAGACAGAGGAGAUCCGGGCAUGACGGAGGAUGAGAUCAGAGAGUAUGUUCGCUCAGAGAUGAGUCAGCACUGUGCAUGUGGAGGUUCGGGCCUGGACCUUCAGUCCCAGCCCACGGUCCGGGCUCGGCCUGCGCCAGAGCAACAGCUGGUCCUGAAGGGUCAGGAGGGCCGUGAGCUGCGCGUGGUGGUGAAUACCAACGACCCGGAGUACGAGCACAUCUACUCCAUCGAGGCCUACGACCAGCCCUUGGAUGAACUGCUCGACUUCACUGCAAAUCAGAGUGACGAUGAGACUGUUAGAAUGUCUGACGAGACAGUGAAAGAUGAACCAAACAAGCCUGUCAUUGCUGAUGGACAGACAGGUGACAGUCAGACAGAAGCCAAAGUUACGCCGGUGGCGGUCGAGUCCAGAUCAGUCAGGUCCAAGCGGCGAGUCGGAGGUGAAGGCCCAGCGGCCGUGUGCCGGCUGCCCAUGGAGGAGGGCGGCUGCAGACGCUACACCCUGCGCUGGUACUUCAACCUCCAGGCGCGGGCGUGCAGGCCCUUCAUGUACAGCGGCUGCGGAGGCAACGGCAACCGCUUCCUGCAGCCGGAGGAGUGUGAAGAGGCGUGCCGCGGGGAGGCGGAAGGUCCUCGACCCUCGAAGACAGCGCGGUGAUUCUGGCCGAUCUUCUCCCAACAGCUUCUUUUUUAAUUAUUUUUUCAAGUGUAAAUGGUUGAGAAUUGUUUUUGUCUAUUUAUUGUUUCUUCAGAACCAUCUAAUCCAGUGCUUCCUGGUUUGGGUUCCUCAAAGUUAUGCAAAGCAGUGUUUUUAGGAUAAAAGUAGAUUUCUAGUUGGGCAGUAGUCGAACAAACACGCAAUUUUACUAUUUGUACACUGAAAAAUCAAAGAAGAGUGUUCAGACCCUCUCAGUUUCACUUCACUACCGUACGUUUGUACAUUUACCACUUUUAUAUUGCACACAGUAACAGGACACCUGGCCUGAAUGCCCCUACACUUUAAUGCCUCAAUAUACUGUAAUAAGUCUGGCAGAGCAUGUGAUGCUUCGGUAACUUGAUUGUCAAUAUUGGUGCUGUAGUUUUUAGUGUUGUUCAGUCAUUAUGUUAUAGAUUCAUAUAUUAAUGAAACUUCGGAUGUUCUCUUAUUAAGAUGCACUUCUCCAUUAUCCAAUGUUUACUAUAAGAUGGUUGGUUUGUAUUUUUAUUUGAAAGGUGCUUGUUUCUCUUUUCUGAACAGCUUAAUAACAAAUCCCUGUAUUUGAUGCAGGUUCAUUGUUACUAACGUGUUUUCUCAUGGUGCAGUGCAGAGAUCAUUUUUUGCCUUAAUUACAUUUUCUGAGAGUCAUUGAUUUGAUUAAUAGGAGUACGAAGGAGAGAGCCCACAUGCGAUCGCUGCUCCUCGUUGCUAAUGAAGGUCUCUUGUGCGCUAAUGAUUUGAGUCUGAUUUACCACCGAUGCACAAUGUGACACUCGGCCUGUUUCCAGCCUCGUGCUCCUCGUGGUCAUCUCCGAUCAAAAUGAACCCUGACGCGUUCAGCUGUGACUCCUUCGUUCGUGUAGCGGUCUGCAUUAUUAUUCUCAGUAGUUGUAGCCUAAAACAAAACAAAACAAAACAAAACAAAACGCUCAAGGCUGCGUUAGCAAAGAGGAACAACACCAAACAAACACAGUUUAUUACAAACUACCGCUUUACUAAAACAUUAGCAAGCGGAUGAUUUGUAAUAAGCUUUUAUCAUUUUGCUCAGUCUUUGCCGCUGACUUGUCCUACGAAUUUCAAGAUCCAUCCGGCUCCUUAAAAUGUAAGUUGCCAAUGUGGGCUGUGCAGGAAUUCAACUUUUUUUAACCAUGGACCUAUUUUAUCAUUUGCAUUACAUAUGAAGAAUCAAGCACAUACUCUGCCAAUGUUUUGUAAAUAAUGUUUCUGUUAUUUGGGGACGUUGUGUAUUUCUGAUCGAGACUGCAUGUUCACCUGCAAGAGAAGAGGUUCUAUUUUUAAAGGUAUUUUUCUAUUGUUUAUUGAAGAUGGAAGCCUGUUUCUGUAAUACUCUGUAACAUUUUAAUAUGAAUUUCUAAUAAACCAAAUGUUUGGGUAAAAGCAAAAA